Molecule: messenger RNA, 5572 nt
Organism: Boleophthalmus pectinirostris (great blue-spotted mudskipper)
Lineage: Eukaryota; Metazoa; Chordata; Actinopteri; Gobiiformes; Gobiidae
Gene: pla2r1
Product: phospholipase A2 receptor 1
Exons: 30
Coding region: 125-4555 (1476 amino acids)
Molecular function (GO): signaling receptor activity
Source: RefSeq, a predicted model, not a curated record
UCCCCCGCUGAAGACAAGCUCAACUCGGCCAAAGUUUGCCUGAGAGGAAAAAAACCGAGCUCAGUACAAUUAGCAAGACUCGGAAUGUGCGGAUCUUUUGCUGUACAGCUCCACAAACGGUAAAAUGAUGUUGGGACCGCCUUGGCGCACGGAUUACGCGGGGAUUGUUUGCGUUGUUAUGUUGUUGGCGAAAGGCUGCGUCUGUGAUACCGAAGUCCUGGACAAGAAGCAACUUGAGGAGUAUUACAAAAAGAAUCAUUUUGUACUGGAGAGUAGUGAUGAGCACAAGUGCAUCACAGUGGGAGACGGUGUCCUGAGACUGACCGACUGUGAGCGCCUGACCCGGCACAUGUUGUGGAAAUGGGUCUCCAGACAACAACUGUUCAACCUCGGAACGGGCCAGUGCCUUGGGCUAAAAGUGAAUACAUCAUACCCUCUGGGCAUGUUUGAGUGCGACACUUCCUACUUGCUCAUGUGGUGGCGCUGUCAGGACAAUGGCAUUUUCGGGCCAUUUAUCUGGAGACUGACAGUGUCUGGAGAUGUAGUGACAGCUAAGAAAAGCUCCUACUACAAUUGGAAGAGGCACGGAAGUCACAAUGAAGGGCCCUGUUCAUAUCCCUAUGAAGAAAUCUACACUCUUUUGGGUAAUGCACAUGGGAAUCCCUGCACUUUUCCGUUUAAGUACAACAAUAAAUGGUACACAGAAUGCACGACUGAGGGGCGCGAGGACCACCUGCCCUGGUGCGCCACCUCCACCCACUAUGACCAGGACGAGCGCUGGGGAUUCUGUCCUGUUGAUGAUUCUACCUGUGAAACAUUUUGGGAGUCAAAUUCUGAGCUACAGGCGUGUUACCAGUUUAACCUUCACACCAUACUGACAUGGAGCCAGGCCCACUCCUCCUGCCAGGCCCAAGGAGGCAACCUGCUCAGCAUCACCAGCCUGUCCGAGCUCAGAUACAUCAGAGAUCGCUUGGCCAGUGUGGGGGUAAGAGUGUGGAUUGGCCUAAAUCACAUCAAAGACAGUCAAGGAUGGCACUGGUCUGAUGGGUCACCCCUCACCUUUGUCAACUUUACAUCAGCUUUACCUGCAAAGCCAAUGCAAGUAAUGAGUGAGUGUGGAGUGUAUAAUCCUGGCAACUUGGAGCAGUGGCAGGGCAUGGAGUGUUCAUCUGCUCUGCCCUACAUCUGUAAGAAAAGCCCUAAUAACACCCAGACUGUGGAGCCACUGGAGAACUGGCAGCACAUUCCCACUGACUGUGAUGAUGGUUGGUUGUCUCAUAAUGGAUACUGCUACAGAGUGACGGAGAAAGCACAAAACUGGCAAAACUCCAAACAGUCCUGUGUGGACCAGGGAGCAAACCUCACCAGCCUUCACUCCUUAUCAGAAGUGGAGUUUCUCGUCAAUGUCCUGCAAAACAUAACAGGGUCCAGCAGUGAGGUGUGGAUUGGUCUCUGGAAGCAGCACUCAUCUCCAGCUGUUGAGUGGUUUGAUGGUUCACCAGUGACUUUGGCCCCAUGGCACCAAAACCAACCCCCACAAAUCCCUCCAUCAGACGGUACUUUCUGUGGCACAGCCAAUGUGAAGGAGGGUGACUGGUUUUUGAGAUCUUGUUCUUUGCAAUAUCCGGCCAUUUGCCGCAAAAAAGGUCACACCCUGGUCUCUUCCUCGGAUUCAUGGGACGAAGGUUGUCCUGAGGGUUGGAAAAGACAUGGUCACCAUUGCUACACUGUGACAAGCUAUGAACACAACUUUGAUGAUGCCAUUAGUGACUAUUACUGCAAAGGCUCGCUACUCACUGUGGCAAACAAGUUUGAACAGGCAUUUGUCAACAGUUUACUCAGGGAGAAGGGAGCCAACAGCAGCUUGUUUUACUGGAUAGGCCUCAGAGACCAAGAGGACCGGAGAGGGUAUCAGUGGAUAUCUCAUAAUAACACAGAAGUGCCUCUCACCUUCACCAACUGGAACAAGCACCAGCCCGUGAGUGUUGGUGGUUGUGUUGCCAUCUCCGGGGGUCCUGCUCUGGGGCACUGGGAGGUUAAACACUGUCAGUCCUUCAAGGCUUUGUCUGUGUGUAAACGAAACAUUGAGAACUACCAGGACACUCCACUAACAGAGGACCACAAGGCCGCCUAUGCCCCCUGUCCCCCUGGCUGGGACUCACAACCAGGGAUGUUGCACUGUUUUAAGGUGUUCCAUGAUGAAAAGGUCCUGAUGAAGCGCUCCUGGAUGGAGGCAGAUUUCUUCUGCCAGGCUCUUGGAGCUAAACUGGCCAGUUUCCAGUUCUACGAGGAGCAGCUGUUUGUCAAGCGCCUCCUCAGCACCAUGUUUGAAGAAACAGAAGGUCGCUGGUUUUGGAUGGGAUUGAACAAAAGAGAUCCUGAAAAUCCUUCAUCAUGGCAAUGGUCAGAUGACAGCCCAGUUGUGACAUCAUUUAUAGAAGACAAGAACAGUGAAUCUAUAGGAGACUGUGCUGUGUUUAGUCACAUGACCGACAGCUUUGCGCCAAAACCCUGUGACAAAAAAUAUGAGUGGAUUUGUAAGAUGCACAAAGGUGAUCAGCUCCUAAAGCCAUAUUGGUACACCGAGCAAAGUGAGCCCUGGGUGUUUUACCGCGGUGCUGAGUAUCUUCUGGCCAAGCAGCCAUUCAGUUGGGACGCUGUGUCUCUGGCCUGUCAGAUGAUGGGGUCCUACCUGCUGUCCAUUCACUCCAGAGAAGAGCUUCACUUCAUCAAAGAGCGCCUGCGAAGGUAUUCUCUAGGUCCAACUGAAUGGUGGAUUGGUCUUUCCAUUGGCCUACCAGGAACAGAGGCCAGGUGGGCUGAUGGGACUGAAUUAGAGUUUCAGAACUGGUCAGAAGGUCUCCAUGGUGGCAAAAAGAUCAAUGGGAUGUGUGUGACCAUGUCCUCGUCUACAGGAAAGUGGUCGGUCAGUCCAUGCAGUGAUCUCCAUGGUUACGUGUGUAAGAGGAGGACUGUGUCGGUGCUGGAAACCCCUCGAGAGCCUCAUUAUAUUGGGGCAUGUCCAGAGAAAUGGCUGUAUUUUGGACACAAGUGCCUCCUCCUUCACCUUCCGGAGGUUCCUGAGGAUGGAAAGACUUGGACUGAUGCCGAGUCCAUCUGCUCUUCUUUUGAGGGGACCCUGGUGGCUAUAGAAAAUGAAAUUGAACAAGCCUUCAUCACGAUGCUCCUGCAGGGCAGCUCUGUGGGAGUGUGGAUUGGGCUUCAGAACGAUGACACCUCGGCCUGGACCAGCGGGAAAACUGUCACCUACACAAACUGGUCUCCUGUUGAACCCAAGAGCCAUCUUACUAUCAAUGAAUACGAGUGGCUUCAUGGAUUUGAACCUGAACUUGAACCAUUGUGCGUCGUCAUGUCGAAUAAUCACAACUUCCACCUGACAGGAAAAUGGUACGAUGAAAAGUGCAGCACCUCAGGCUAUGGAUUUGUUUGUCAAAAAGCACAAGAUACCUCUAAACCCCCCACUCACUCGUACAGACCGCCUUCUGCGCGUGAGAAGAUCGAGUACCGUGAUCACAACUACCGCGUGGUGUCUGGAAACAUAAGCUGGUACGAUGCAAUGCAGUUGUGUUCGGAGAGACGCUCUGAGCUGGUGAGCAUUACAGACCCUUACCACCAGGCCUUCCUCACUGUGCUGGUGAACAGACUGGCAGCUCCGCACUGGAUUGGACUCUACAGCCGAGAUAGUGGUAUUAACUAUCAGUGGUCCGAUGGCAAUGACAUGGUCUACACUCACUGGGACAGCACGGACGAUGAGGAUGAGUUUCUGACCGGAGACUGCGUUUACAUGGACGUGAACGGAGGCUGGAGGAGAGCAGACUGUGUAUCCACGCUGCCUGGAGCACUGUGCCAUGUCCCAGAGCUAAUAACUAAGGCUAUGAGCACAAGUGAAGUUUUGUGUCCCUCAACAUGGGUGAAAUUUAGAAGUGUUUGCUACGACUUUGAGCCCGUGGUGCAGCGACUCCCUCUGGAAGAAGCACGGAACCACUGCAGACAAAAAUUGAACAGUUCAGAUGUGCUGACCAUUGAAACAGAGAAUGAAAACCUGUUUAUCUUGGAACAACUAUGGUCUCUUGGGUUUGUUCAUCAGGCCGUGUGGUUGGGCAUGUUCUUUAAUAUCGACACUGAAAGUUUGAACUGGGUCGAUGGUACUCCAGUAGAGUACACAAAUUGGCCAAGCAAACCCCCAGACCGAAGUCAACUCUCCACAGAUACGUGUGUUUCGACCAAAGCAGCCGAUGGGGUCUGGUACCUCACUCAGUGCCAACAAAAUCUCGGCUUUGUGUGUAAAACUACCACAUAUAAAGAUGCUGAAGUGGAGGCCGAACCACUAAAUGGUUUACAUCAUGGUGUUAUAGCUGCUGCAGUCCUGGUGGCUGUAGUAGUCUUUGCUCUGCUGGCUGGAGCUUUCUACCUUGUUUACAGGAGGAACCAGGGACAUUUCCGGGGGAUUGGAAGUGCUUAUUAUCGACAAACAAGUUCACAGUCGGAUGGAAACGUCUUAAUCACAGACUUAGAAACACGCUCGGGGGAAUAGCAUUAAAUGUGUCCAAACUUUGAGGUCUUCUGCAGGUAAAGUGUAAAAAGACACUGAAAACUGUAACCGCUCUGGAUAGUGGUGAGAGGUUGUCAAUUUUCUACCACAUUGCUGAAGAUAGGUUCUUAAAGGUGCGCAAUGUAAUUUUCUUGUGAAAGGUACCUGCUUGUUUCCAUGAAGAUUUUGUUGCUGUGGAAUGUUUCUCAUAUUAUGGCAUUAAAUAUUACUAUCUCCCUGUAGACAGUCGGGUGAUGCCAAUAGGCCAACAGGUCAGAUAUAUAAAGGGGCAAACUUACAGUGAGUUAGCUUCUUUUUCAAGAUUUAUGACAAUGAGAAUAUAUGGCAAUAAAAACACCACUAGUUUAAUAAAUGGCAUACUGAAAAUUCUAGGCACUGCAGAAAUACGCAAGUAAAAGUCUCCAUGUUUGGACAAGAGCAACUUCAAGCCUUUCUCACCAAGUACCACAUAAGAAAAUCUUUUGGCCUUUUGAAUUCCACCAGGUCUAAUCCAGGUCUAUAACAGAGCUAUUUCAGGUCUAAUAGAGCUAAACCAUAUCUCACACAAUUGCUGUAUUAGUUCUAAACAUGACUAACCCAAAGAAAGAAAAAAAAAAUCAAAACUACUACUGUAAACGGGUAUUCACUCCUAAAAUAGUAUUCCUUGUUUUUAGUUGUCAAUGCCAGUUAUUAAGUUUUUAGGGGUGAAUGAAAUGGCCUAUGUAAUGUUGUUUGUUACUCUAAAUAAUGAAUCUUACCAAAUUAGAUUCAGAAGAGUCCAGGGAAAGAUAGGAGAUAAUCUAUACAUCAGGUUCUAUUUAUACAUUAAACAUUUUCUCUGUUGUCAAUGCAGUAUUUUUCAGAGGAGAUAAGAGAUAUGCAUUUUUAGCAGUUUAUAAAAUAACAAAAGUGAGAAUAUCUAAGCACAAUGGUUGAGUUAGGAGCGUGAAUGUUUUAUCAGUAUUAUUUUUUUUACGGCACGUUUUUGUUUGUGUUUCUAUGAUGCAAAACAAGAUGUAC